ACGUUUCGAAACUAGACUAUUUUUUGUGGGACGGAGGGAGGGAGUAUUUUUAUGCCGUAUCAUGCAUUGUACACGCCAUCUCAUACGAGUCUGGAUUGCCAAAUAUAUUUAUUUAUUUUCCCAUUCCCAUCACUUGCAAGGUAGCUCCAGAAGUCCAGAUCAGAGCAAUUUGGUAUUUAAUCAGUAUAAUAAUCAGACUAUAUUUGACUAAAUUUUUUAUGUUUUCCGUCUGUCGCCAUUAGAUUUUAUUCAAGGCUCUUCAAACAACACAAAAAAAAAAAAAAGAAAAGAAAAAGAAUUGGAAAUAGUGCAGCGUACAACGUGAUAGUAGCAAAAUUUAAUCAUGCUAGUUUUAAUCUAAGUUAGAUAAAUGACAAUUUCCGGGUUUAUUAUAUCUCCAAGUCAUCUUCCAGUUUGUGUUUUUGCUGCACUGAUCAGUUGACUUGACUGGAAAAACUUGUCGGAUUAUUUUUUUUCCAAGAAGAUGUUUACUGCUCAGCUAAAAGGCAGCAACAAUAUCAAGCACCAUGUCCCCGACAUCGUCCGGCGACCGGAGAAGUUCACCGGAGCCGGGAAGUUUGGUGGUGGGUUAUCUUUGCUUAGCAGUAAUGUCCCCUGUUUCAGGUCAAAACAGAGUAGCAGCAUAAGAGCAGUGAUCAGCAGCGAGGAAGAUGCAACAAAGCUGGUUGUGGAAAAAGAUGCUCAAAAAUUAGGAAACUCUAAUGGGUCUUUGUUGGCUUCUGAUUCUAAUUCAUCUAUGGAGGUUAAAGCAGUGAUCACUGUAAGGAAGAAGAUGAAGGAAACUAUGAGUGUUAAGCUUGAAGAGCAGUGGGGAACUUUUAUUAAUGGGAUUGGCAGAGGAAUCUUGAUUCAACUCAUCAGUGAAGAUAUUGAUCCUGUUACCAAUUCUGGAAGGAGUGUUGAAGCUUAUGUUAGGGGAUUUCCUAAGCCAACAAACAAUCCGUAUGUUGUUGAAUAUGGGGCAAAUUUCAUGGUGCCACGAGAUUUUGGAUGCCCUGGAGCCAUCCUGGUUACCAAUUUUCUGGACAAUGAAUUCUACUUGGCUGAGAUUGUUGUCCAUAAUUAUGGUGAAUGGCCCCUAUUCUUUCCUGCACAUACAUGGAUCCAUCCGCGAAAAGCUAAUCCGGAAAGCAGGAUCAUCUUCAAUAGUAAGGCAUACUUGCCAUCUCAAACGCCAGCCGGAAUUAAGGAUCUUCGAAGGGAAGACUUGCUGAGUAUCCGCGGCAAUGGGAAAGGCGAGAGGAAAAUGCAUGAGAGGAUAUAUGAUUAUGAUGUCUACAAUGACCUUGGAAAUCCAGACAAGAAUGAUGAUUUAGCUCGGCCUACCUUAGGUGGCAAUGAGAGGCCUUAUCCUAGGCGCUGUCGAACAGGCCGAGCUCCCAUGAAACGAGAUUCAUCCUGUGAAAGUAGAAUAGAGAAACCUCAUCCCAUCUAUGUUCCGCGAGAUGAAGCAUUCGAGGAGAUCAAGCAGAACACAUUUUCAGCCGGAAGAUUGAAAGCUCUGAUGCACAACCUGGUACCAUUGAUUGUUUCGACCUUCUCCAGCUCAGACAAUCCAUUCACUUGUUUUUCGGAAAUAGACAAGCUCUAUAAGGUCGGCAUGGUUCUGAAACUUGAAGAACAAAAAGAUAUCAUAAAUGGUCAAAAUAUAUCCAAUUUCUUCCGGCAAAUCUUUACAGUAGGCGAAAGGCUGCUGAAGUAUGAUACACCAUCCAUCAUCAGAAGGGACAGGUUUGCGUGGUUAAGAGACAAUGAGUUUGCUAGGCAAGCACUGGCAGGGGUCAAUCCUGUUAGUAUUGAACUGCUAAGGGAAUUCCCCAUCAUGAGCAAACUGGAUCCCGCAGUUUAUGGCCCUCGAGAGUCUGCAAUUACUAAAGAAGUAAUUGAGCGAGAGUUGCAGGGAAUGACUGUUGAAGAGGCCAUGGCGGAAAAGAGACUCUUUAUAAUCGACUAUCAUGAUAUGCUUUUGCCAUUCAUUGAGAAGAUGAACUCGCUGCCUGGGAGAAAAGCUUAUGCCUCUAGAACAGUGUUGUUCCUCGGACCGACUGGCGCUAUGAGGCCAAUAGUCAUCGAGCUUUCGCUUCCUCCUACAUCUGAUUCACCGAGAAACAAGCGUAUCUUUGUCCAAGGCCAUGAUGCUACAAAUCAUUGGAUGUGGAAGCUAGCUAAAGCGCAUGUAUGCUCCAAUGAUGCUGGUGUUCACCAAUUAGUGAACCAUUGGUUGCGGACUCAUGCCUGCAUGGAACCUUACAUAAUUGCUGCGAAUCGGCAGCUCAGCUCAAUGCAUCCAAUCUACAAACUGCUGCAUCCUCACAUGCGUUACACGCUGGAAAUUAAUGCCAUAGCAAGACAAGGAUUAAUUAAUGGAGGUGGGAUUAUCGAAGCUUGUUUUAGUCCUGGAAAAAAUGCCCUGGAAAUAAGCUCUGCAGCCUAUAAGCAAAUGUGGCGGUUUGACAUGGAAGCACUGCCGGCUGAUUUGAUUCGGAGGGGAAUGGCUGUGGAGGAUUCCUCGAUGCCUUGUGGCAUAAAACUCGUGAUCGAAGACUACCCUUAUGCAGCUGAUGGACUACUCAUAUGGGCUGCUAUCAAAGAGUUGGUGGAAUCCUAUGUGGAGUACUAUUACAGUGACUCUGAAUCCAUCAAAUCUGAUGUUGAGCUCCAAGCCUGGUGGAAUGAGAUCAUAAAUAAAGGCCAUCCUGACAAAAGAAAUGAGCCCUGGUGGCCGAAACUUGAAAACCAGAGUGAUUUAUCUGGUAUACUAACAACAAUGAUCUGGAUUGCUUCAGGUCAACAUGCAGCUAUAAACUUUGGACAGUAUCCAUUCGGAGGAUACAUGCCGAAUCGCCCAACCCUAAUGCGGAAACUCAUACCCGAAGAAAGCGAUGAACUCGAGUAUGAGAAGUUCCUUCUUAAUCCUGAACACACUUUCCUGUCAUCUUUGCCUACACAACUCCAAGCCACAAAAAUAAUGGCAGUUCAGGACACAUUGUCAACCCAUUCGCCCGACGAAGAGUACCUUCACCAGGUGCACCAUCUCCACAGCAGUUCACUCAAGGAUCCCGAAAUCCUCAAGUUAUUUGAGAAGUUCUCAUCCAAACUGGAGGAUAUAGAGAAGAUCAUAAACCAAAGAAACAAGGAUAUACGGUUCAAGAACCGAAAUGGUGCCGGCAUUCCUCCGUAUGAAUUGUUGUUGCCUUCUUCGGGUCCAGGCGUAACCGGGCGGGGUAUUCCCAACAGCAUUUCUAUCUGAUUAGGUUAGUUAUAUUCUUAGUUGCAGUAGAAUUUUUUGGUACCUAUUUUCAGCAGUAAAGGAACAUGUUUACAUUUGCUUCCACUCCAAACCUUUUUGUAUAGUUCUUUGUAAUUCAGCCAGUCAAAGUAGAAUUAUGGUCGGGUCGCAAUGUUUUUUCAGGGGAAAAUAUAUUGAACUUAACAAGACUUUUUUUUUUUUUUUGCAUCAAUACUGGCUGUUGAAAUUUGAAGCUAAAUGAAAGAUCUUUACUCUUUAAGAUGAAAAAUUGGCCAAUCUACC
Oldenlandia corymbosa var. corymbosa is the source of this 3553-nucleotide messenger RNA. Lineage: Eukaryota; Viridiplantae; Streptophyta; Magnoliopsida; Gentianales; Rubiaceae. The record is from the annotation of a GenBank genome assembly.